AUGUCCCGCGCCGGCUCUGAGAUCAAAAGGGGAAGACCCUCGAUCCGACUUAUCUCGUCGUACAUUUUCGACUGGAUCAUCCUCAUCGUGGUUGCUGCAGUCGGUUACGUUCUUGGUGUCAUCACGCCUAACAAGCGGCCUUUUUCCCUUGUUAAUCCAGACAUCUCUUUCCCAUUUACAGAACAUGAGACUGUUCCAGACUGGCUGCUCUUUGUCCUGAGCUGCGGUGUUCCUGCAGUCAUCAUCAUUAUUGUCUCCAUCAUCUUCGUCCCUGGGGCCACAGUGCCUAAGAAUACCCCUGCUUCGCUGGUAUGGAAGCGUAAGCUGUGGGAGCUGCACAUUGGUCUGCUAGGACUCCUCAUGUCUGUUGCUUGUGGCUUCUUCUUCAUCAGCGGUAUCAAGAAUAUGUGCGGCAAGCCUCGACCUGAUCUCCUCGCGCGAUGCCUACCAGACAUAGAGAACGCAUCAAAGUACCUGAUCGGCGGCUUCCAAGGAGAGUCCAAGUUGGGCAAUAGCAUUGGCCAGCUCUACUCGGCGGAUAUCUGCCAGCAGACAGACAAGGCAAAGCUCAACGAUGGUUUCCGAAGCUAUCCCAGUGGCCACUCUGCCGCCUCCGCGGGUGGUCUCCUCUACCUCUCGCUCUUCCUUGCCAGCAAAUUUGCUGUAACGAUGCCAUUUGUGGCAACGGGAACCUCUUCGUCCAGUCACGAUGUGCAUGCCGCAUUCCCUUCUCGAAUGGGAUCCGCUGUUGAGCAGUAUGACGACGAGGCGUCCGCUCCUAUGACGGGCAAAGGGGCAAACACAAGCAUUGCAUACAACUCCAGCAUCCAGUCUCUGCGUCGCCAGGCGGCAGCUCCCCCUGUCUAUCUCCUCGUCAUUACAGUGGCCCCCUUUUGCCUUGCCAUCUUCAUAGCAGCCUCCCGCUGGUUUGAUUUCCGACACCAUGGUUUUGAUAUUUUGUUUGGCUUUCUCAUCGGUGUUUUUACUGCCAUCUUCAGCUUCAGGUUUUAUCAUUUGCCAAUCACUGUCGGAGCUGGUUGGGCGUGGGGCCCUCGCAGCCCAGAUAGGGCCUUCUGGGCUGGCGUUGGCCGACUGGGUUAUGUGGGUGAAAAGGAUGUUGAGCGUGGCAUGGCCGUUUCUACCAACUAUAGGGAGUCUAGGGAUAUUGAGGCACACGGUGCUACCCUUUCAGUGCCCGCAACGAUGAGUUAUCGGUCUCCAGCAUCAAGGAAUGACCCGUACCAGGAUGUUGAAUUACACAACUUGAAUGAAGGAACGAGUCAAGGGGCGCAACACAGAAAUUGAUUCAAGAGUUUUAAAUGAUACCCAUCUCCCAGCGGGGAGAUUGCAGUUAGAAAACAAGGGGAGUGUGCCUCGGAAGAGAAAAUAUUUUUCUUUUUUUUUAUAGUUCUUAUCUUGUUCCUUUUUAAAGGGUUAGCCACAUGUCAGGAAUAGUUGUGGUCUAGUAAUAACAUAUAGAUUCCUUGU
This is a messenger RNA of Trichoderma virens Gv29-8, 1488 nucleotides long. RefSeq lists its product as uncharacterized. The transcript has 2 exons. Gene Ontology annotation, biological process: phospholipid metabolic process. Bases 1 to 1305 code for a protein of 434 amino acids. NCBI's taxonomy places the organism in Eukaryota, Fungi, Ascomycota, Sordariomycetes, Hypocreales, Hypocreaceae. The record is from RefSeq and is a predicted model, not a curated record. Gene Ontology annotation, molecular function: phosphatidate phosphatase activity.